GUGGCUGUAACGUAGCCUGUAGCGUAAAUUCUCCAUGGUGAUGCUUAUGUCGUUUCAGUAAACACAAAACAUAACUUGAUGUACCUAUCCUAGCACUGUUCCCUUAGAAAUACGUUUUUAAUGAACCCCUUACAUGACCUGAAGUAUGACUGUCGUCCUUAACGAGAACAGUUCAUAAAAUUAAAAUGUAACGCAUGGCCAACAAAUUGUCUUUUAAUUUGUUUUCAUCUAACUUUAAUUCAAACCACAGUGAACAUUCAUUCUCGUACAGUUCAUCUAUCAGCUGCACGCUGGGGCUGCCAAUCAGUUUAACCUCCUCCCAACGGUGACUCCCCCCACUCGAUACGGUCCUCCUUUCGCUCCACUUGAUGGCGCUCCUUUGUUAGCCUUUCUCGCUUUCUAUAGCCUUUUCCAAUUCACAGAGCAGAACGGGCCAGGCACAUUGACAGCAGCAACGACAUCAUAAAAGCGCCUCCUGCACCCGCCAACCCAGAAACAACAUCUCCUUUAACAGCGUAGGUUUACAUUUUCUUCGUAGGGGAGACUUGGGAUCGCUAAAAGCGUACGAGAGACUCUGCGGGGAGGCGUCGCUGCAGAAGCAAGCAGCUUUUAGCCAGGAAUUAUCGGGGAAAAAAUCACAGAGCGACAACAAAAAACAAAUCCGUGGCUGAGUGGCGGCGGGAGGCAGAGGAGCUCGGCAGAGGGGAACAUUGGAGACCUCCGAAUUAAUAUGGCAAUGUCCCUCAUCCAAGCCUGCCGCAGUCUGGCUCUCUCAACAUGGCUGCUCUCCUUUUGUUUUGUGCAUUUGCUUUGCCUGGACUUUACGGUGGCGGAAAAGGAGGAAUGGUACACCGCUUUCGUAAACAUCACCUACCUGGAUCCCGCGACUUCGGAGAUCAAAACGGAGAAAACCGAGUGCGGUCGCUACGGCGAGCACUCUUUAAAACAGGAUGCCAAGGGGGUGGUGGUGAUGCCCUCGUCUUUGCACGACAGGCAGGCUUGCGACCCCAACACCAAAUUCACUGUCCCCCCAAACGCCAACACCUGGAUAGCUCUAAUAACUAGAGGUAACUGCACUUUCAAGGAAAAAAUCCGUCACGCUGCAAACCAAAACGCGUCUGCCGUGGUCAUAUUUAACGUGGGCUCCGGCAAUGCCAACGAAACGAUCACAAUGCCCCAUCCUGGCACAGGAGACAUUGUGGCCAUUAUGAUUCCCGAGCCCAAAGGAAGGGAGAUAAUGUCCCUGCUGGAGAAGAACGUGACCGUGAUGAUGUACAUUACAAUCGGAACACGCAACCUGCAGAAAUACGUCAGCCGGACCUCUGUAGUUUUUGUGUCCAUUUCUUUCAUAGUGCUCAUGAUCAUCUCCCUAGCAUGGCUUGUCUUCUACUACAUUCAGAGGUUCAGAUACGCCAAUGCCCGGGACAGGAACCAGAGGCGUCUUGGAGAUGCAGCAAAAAAAGCCAUCAGCAAGCUUCAAGUGCGAACCAUUAAGAAAGGGGACAAGGAAACUGAAUCAGAUUUUGAUAACUGUGCAGUUUGCAUUGAAGGCUACAAACCAAAUGAUGUUGUCCGAAUUCUACCUUGUCGGCAUCUAUUCCACAAGAACUGCGUAGAUCCAUGGCUUCAGGAUCAUCGGACUUGUCCAAUGUGCAAAAUGAACAUUCUUAAAGCUUUGGGGAUCCCUCCCAAUGCGGACUGUUCUGACGAGAUUCUGCCAGACUACGAAGUCUCCAUCGGGGGACCGCCCACCAAUCAGGUCACAGGCGCCAGUGACGUCACAGUGAACGAGAGCUCUGUUGUGCUGGACCCUGCCGUGCGCACAGUCGGGCUGCCACAGGUCUUCCGUGACAGCGAGCUGCUGCCUCCGGCGGGAGAGAGCAACAUUGCUACCAGGAUUUUUCUGCUUGUCCGAGCCUUUUCUUCCCAUUGACGAGUGUGGCCAAUAUUUGCAACAUUAGCUCUCUUCCGCCGUCAACAGUUGAACACAGCUGAAAGCCAGGCAAGUGUCUUGACGUGUCAGUGCGAAGGCAGACCUCUCUCCCACCUGAACCUCACUUCUGGACCUCGUUGGGUUCUCCCCUGGAGCACUAGCUUCCUGUGCUCAGGGGUAGUUGUUAUAAACUGCUGAGACAAAUAAAUCUCUCAUUCUUCAAUUCUUCUAAAACAUUUUACAGGCCCAGGCUUUUGCUCAGUUGGCAUGACUGCAUUUCAUGACUAAUUCAGCCCCACCCUGAAAAAGCCAACUGCUUCUUCAUGCCUCCUGCCGAUGUUGUCUUACAGACUGACGAGACAAAAGAUUUAUGUUUGCUCCUCCACGGGAUGUCAUCCAGCUGGAGUCCUGUGGGGUUCAUUUUCAAGAACACGGAAAGGGGGGUAGCAUAAUACUGGCAUAAUUAAAGUUUUCUAAAGAGUGUUUUUGAUAAAGUGCAUAUGGCUUGAUACAGUAUCUCAAAGUUUCUGUUUCCAUGAUGCAGUGAUUUAUAUAGAGUUUUAACAGAACAGCUAAUGGCAUGGGAAGGCAAAGAUCAGAGAAUCACUCAACACGUUUUAAAUCCAUGCACUUUGUUUUUGUGGAAUAAGCCACUGAGUUCUUUCUUUUUGAAACAUUGCUUAGAUAAGGACUUUCUAAUUAAAGUCAUUGGUUAUGGUGUGUUCGUUUCAAAUGGUAGCUGCCUGUGUGCAGCAUAUUUCCAGUGGAUCCUAUGUGGCUACCUUGAUGGUCAUGCUAACAGACAUUGACAUGGACAAUGACUCACCUGCCCUUUAAAAGUCACUGCAGUCUGUGCUUUGUCAUGACACAGUAGUUCUUGAUAUUUGAGAGCUUCUCAUGUUUAAGAUAAGACACUGUUUAUGGCUUGCUUAUAACUAUAAUGCUGUACAACACUGUUUUGCCAGUAAAUGUGGUAAAGAUGUUAUCUGAAAGUAAGCAUAUGCAAGGUCGACAGUGUUAUGAUUGUGUAUUUAGAGCUGAUAUACACAUCUAUAACUCGAUCAUAAAUCUUCCAAUUAUUUUAUGGUUCCCAUUUGUGAGGAGAAAUUGAAUUGGAUUCUUUUGAAAAGUCACCAUUUCCUAAUUUAAAUUGUUUUUUUUUUCCACAAAACUUUCAAUG
Molecule: messenger RNA, 3113 nt
Organism: Lepisosteus oculatus (spotted gar)
Lineage: Eukaryota; Metazoa; Chordata; Actinopteri; Semionotiformes; Lepisosteidae
Gene: rnf150a
Product: ring finger protein 150a
Source: RefSeq, a predicted model, not a curated record